AAAAGUUUUAAAGCGCACAUUACAUGUCCUUCAUCGGCUGAGCGUUCGAUAUUUUGCCCUCACCGGUGCUCCUAGAGGCCUAGGUUGGAAAACGUGUUUUGUGUCACGAAAACCGUCACCUAACUUCACCAGGUUUGGCCUGUCACGGCAGCACCGAUGUGGAAGUUGUGUGGAGGGUCAUCGUUUUGUUGUUGGCCAUCUUGGUUGCAGAAUGCCGUGCAACCGCGGGCUUGUGUUUUUGGCUGUUUGGCUGAUUGACGGGCGGGUGUUGCGAUGCAGCUCUUUUGCCAAAUGGCAAUCAUUGUGUAGGCAGGUUGGACACGAACCAUGAGCGAAGAAGGGCUUCCAUCAACAACACCGGCCAAGAAGAGUGGCGGCUACAAUAUCCAAGAGACAGUGGCCGUCGUGGUGGACAAUGUUUGGCAGUAUGUGCACAUAGGGGCUGCAGCUUUUCUUUUCUACGAAGACCACCUUUUGUGCCUCUACAGUUUGCUGGGUUUUGUCAGUUUGUGCGGUGGUGUUGUCGCAGCAUCAUCUUCAGGAACUAUUGUUCCCACUAUGGGCGAAGAACUUUGGCGAAUCGUCAUCCCAGCGUCAGCAAUUUUGGCAGUAACGACCUCUUUGUUUGGGCCUCGGCAAUUUCCAUAAUUCCAUACCCGUGACAUGUGUCGGCAGUCCUUUGCGAGCAGUUCACAACAGCGAAAAACAUGUUUUCCCUGGUGCAUGCAUGGCACCCAUUGCGCGAUCUUCGGCCCAGGGGUUGCCGCGUCGCCGGUUGGAUCUCUGCCACGGCAACCUGCUGCUUUUGCGUUUUGCUGCCUGUGGUCAUCGUGGCGUUGACGACGGUGACCCUUAAGAAUGACAAGACAGCUCGACUGAUCCGAAACUGCAUUGGAUGAGCUGGAAAAGACAGAAAAAGACAAUCAGGGGAACUGGCAAAGGCGCCAGUGAGCCGCCAGUGAGGCCAAAGGAGCCAAAGGCCGCAGCUUUGCGGCAGGUUAGGGGCGAGUAGAGGCGAGCAUUGGCAGGGCGGUGGAUGGCGGUGGGGCUUGAGGGCCU
Molecule: messenger RNA, 1059 nt
Organism: Durusdinium trenchii
Lineage: Eukaryota; Dinophyceae; Suessiales; Symbiodiniaceae
Source: the annotation of a GenBank genome assembly